Messenger RNA from Cynara cardunculus var. scolymus (artichoke), 438 nucleotides. RefSeq names its product heavy metal-associated isoprenylated plant protein 43-like. The transcript is spliced from 3 exons. The record is from RefSeq and is a predicted model, not a curated record. Gene Ontology annotation, molecular function: metal ion binding. NCBI's taxonomy places the organism in Eukaryota, Viridiplantae, Streptophyta, Magnoliopsida, Asterales, Asteraceae. The coding region runs from base 48 to 404 and encodes 118 amino acids.
UUGUGUAGUAUUGCGUUGGUUAAUUUGGCUUCGCUUCACUCAUCAAAAUGUCUAAGAAAAUAGAGGUAAAAGUGAACAUGCAUGAUCAAAAGUGUAAGACGAAAGUUCUAAAAGCUGUGACGAAGCUAACAGGCAUCAAUGAAGUAUCCGUGGAUCUAGCAAAACAGAUGGUUGUUGUAAUUGGAGAUGUUGACCCAGUGUGUGUUGUAUGUCGGAUUAGAAAAAUUGAUAAAACAGCAAAAAUUAUGUUGGUUCUACCAUGGUCUAUGGAUAUUCUCAACCAUAUGGAGGUAGAGGUUGCUUCUUUUUCUAAAAUGAAAUAUGAAGUCCCUUUGAUUGAUUACUUUUCCAUGGAGAACAUAAAAAAAGUUGUUUGCAUCCCUGGACUUAUUAGUAUUGUGUAAUUUGUAAUUAUUUAAAUGAUAUCAAAUAAAAGUU